GAGGCUACUGUUGUUUCCAAAAUGGCGGACGGAUCGGCAAAAUGAACUCGAAAAGGACAAAGCAUUUGACAUCAUUUUGCGUUUAUCAAAAUCUUUAGAUAUCUGUGCUUAAAGAUGCCUAACUGGUUAUUCACCCACGACGGGCUGAAUCGGACGCCAUCUCGGCUCGAUGGUAUUGAUUAUGCUACAGAAUGUCGGUACCGCAGGGAGGGCACGCGUUUUAUUAUGGAGUGCGGGAACAAAAUGGGACUACGCUAUGACACAAUGGCUACAGGAGCCGUCUACUUCCACAGAUUCUACAUGAUCCAGUCUUUCAAAAACUUCCCUCGCUGGGUGACUGGUGCAGCAUGUUUGUUUCUUGCUGGCAAAGUAGAAGAGACUCCAAAGAAGUGCCGUGACAUUAUCAAGACAGCAAAUAGCCUCUUGACUCCUCCUCAAUUUGAAGCUUUUGGUCCUGAUCCCAAGGAGGAAGUAAUGAUAUAUGAGAGAAUCCUUCUGCAAACCAUCAAGUUUGACCUCCAAGUGGAACAUCCGUACCCCUGCCUGCUCAAACUAGGGAAGGGCCUCAAAGGGGACCGUGCCAAGCUUAAUAAACUGGUGCAGAUGGCUUGGACAUUUAUAAAUGAUAGCUUAUCAACAACAUUAUGUUUGAAGCAUCGCUCUGAAGUCAUAGCAGUUGCCAUGUUGGCACUCGCAGCCAAGCUGAACAAUUAUGAUAUUCAGGCUGCAACAGGUUCAAAAGAGAAACUGUGGUGGAUCCACUUUGCCAAGACAGUCUCAGAGCCUAUGGUUAAUGACAUAAUGGAUAUGAUGCUUGAGCUGUAUGAUGGCAAGAGAAAGGAAAGAUCGGCAGCAGAGCAAAGGGCAGCAUCAGCUGACUCCAGCCCUUCUGUCACCCAGAGUCCUCCUGUCAAAAAACGGCGUGAAAUGGGAAGCACAAGUGACAGGCCAGGAACGAAGCCUGAGAGCAAGCAAGCUCCCCUUCCAUCAGCCAUCUCUACAACCACCAUGCAACAAGUAUCUCAAUCGACAGGACUUCAAGUGGAAAACAUCAGCCCUGCUCCUCCCCCAGACAAGCAACGCUGCAAGUCGUCUGACUCUAGGCCACCACCACCAGCUGAACCACAAGCACCUCUACCGCAACUAGCUCCCUUGCCCCAACAGCAAGCUCCAUUACCCCAACAGCAAGCUCCAUUACCCCAACAGCAAGCCCCAUUACCCCAACAGCAAGCUCCAUUACCCCAACAGCAAGCUCCAUUACCCCAACAGCAUGUACCCUUACCCCAACAACAAGCGCCCCUCCCUCAACAAAAAGCACCUCUCCCCCAACAGGCAACCACAAUGUAUUCUGCACCCCUUCCCACCCAGACAGCCACUUAUGGAUAUGCCCAGGCUACAGUACCGAUGGCGAUUCACUAUGCUGGCCAGUCGUACCUACAGACUGCACAGUAUGCGACACAGUACAGCACCCCUCCCCCUACAUCCUUCCCCCCUCCACCCCUUCCGCCUCUCACAACUUCCCAAAACUCCAUGUACCAGAUCCCCCCUGGAAACUUGUCCAGUCUUCAGAACCCACCCAGCUUUGGGAUGUCUCCUGUAAGACCCCCUACACACAGCAUGGCCCAAGCUAUGGGUGCACCUCCUCCGCCCUUGCCGCCAAUGCAGCCCAGAGCACCAAGAAUGGACUACAAUUGGUCAGGACAGUAUCCUCCUAAUAUGCGAGGUGGAUGGAUGCCAAGAUAGACAAUUUUGUACCUGGGCUGUUGAUAUAGGGACACUGAUCACCUGAACAUACACAGGAUUUGCUGAGGGUGUUUCUAUAGCCACAGGUAUAUAAAAAGGGAUAGAUUUUGACGAUCCUUUUAUAAGAAAUGGCCAACUUUGUGGCGGCCAAAGAGGGGUGUCCGGGCACAUCCCCUAGCUAUGUGUCCGGAUCAUAUUUUUUUUAUGGUAACUAAAAUGUACUGAAAGACCGUUAAGUUUACAGCAGUUGAAAUCAAUGAAGGAGUUGUAAAUGUAAAAUCUAUUAGUUUGCGACAAACUCCAAAACCCAAAUGUCGUGUGUGCUUAACCACAUUGUACUUUGUAAAUAAAGGAAAUACAUAUGAAAA
Messenger RNA from Nematostella vectensis (starlet sea anemone), 2111 nucleotides. RefSeq names its product cyclin-K-like. Gene Ontology annotation, cellular component: nucleus; cyclin/CDK positive transcription elongation factor complex. Lineage: Eukaryota; Metazoa; Cnidaria; Anthozoa; Actiniaria; Edwardsiidae. Gene Ontology annotation, biological process: regulation of transcription by RNA polymerase II; positive regulation of DNA-templated transcription, elongation. The coding region runs from base 115 to 1743 and encodes 542 amino acids. The record is from RefSeq and is a predicted model, not a curated record. Gene Ontology annotation, molecular function: cyclin-dependent protein serine/threonine kinase activator activity. The transcript has 9 exons.